This is a messenger RNA of Emiliania huxleyi CCMP1516, 591 nucleotides long. RefSeq lists its product as hypothetical. Bases 1 to 591 code for a protein of 196 amino acids. Lineage: Eukaryota; Haptophyta; Isochrysidales; Noelaerhabdaceae. The transcript has 6 exons. The record is from RefSeq and is a predicted model, not a curated record.
AUGGCGCCUCUGGGCAGGCGCGCGGCGGAGGAGAAGGGAGUGUCUCCUUGCGACCGGCAGGUAGUUGCUCACACGACUGAGCUUGCCACGCAGGCGCGGCUGCGCGGCCUGCCGCGCCACGAGUACUUCUUCGAGGUGGCGCUGGUGGUGGAGGAGGAGAGCGAGGCGGCGGUGCUGCAGGAGCUGCUGCUUCGCUCGCUGCUCUUCGCUGGCUCCCUCGUCGUGCGGCGGCAGCUGCGCGGCUUCCUUGCCGCCGACCUGCUCCCCGAGCAGCGCACGCUCCCCCCGCUGCUGCUGCUGGCCGCCCUCUACGCGCUGCCCCUCCCCCUCGUGCUCAGCCUGGCGCUGCCCCUCCCCCUCGUGCUCGGCCUGGCACUCCUCCUCUACCUCCCCGUCGCCACCGACGCCGCCCGCCACACCGCCACCGCCUCGUGGGGCGCCGCCUGGCUGCCGCGCUCGGUCCUGCUCGUGCUCGCGGCGUCGCCGCCGCUGCUCCUCAUCAUCGACGACUUUGGGGGCGGGGGGAUGCGGCAGGCUUGGGACGCCGAGGCCGGGAGCCUCCGCCACGCAGUUGAGAUAUGUGACGAGUGA